AUGGUGCCCGCGGGCCGCUGCGACAACCGCGUGUUCACCUCCAGCGGCGCGCUCCAAUUCCUACCCUCGCCAUCGUUCAACCUCUUCAAGCUCACCGCCAGCUUCGCUGCCAACGGGCUCGAUGUCAACGUCCUCGUCGUGCUCUUCGGCACGCACACCGCCGGGUGCUCCCACUGCUCGCCCUUUGUCAGCGACGGCCGCGCGGAUCUGGUCCCGGCCUCCUCCCCUCCUUCCAGAUGCUGCGGCAGAUCCGGCCCCUCCCCUCCAGAUGCGGCGGCGGACACGGUGGCAGCGGUGGACGAUGUAAUCUGGGCUUCAAGAUACCACAAAGCUGAAGUGGUGCAUUGUGGCUGUUGA
Molecule: messenger RNA, 357 nt
Organism: Panicum virgatum (switchgrass)
Lineage: Eukaryota; Viridiplantae; Streptophyta; Magnoliopsida; Poales; Poaceae
Product: peroxidase 2-like
Exons: 2
Coding region: 1-357 (118 amino acids)
Biological process (GO): response to oxidative stress
Cellular component (GO): plant-type cell wall; plasmodesma
Molecular function (GO): peroxidase activity; heme binding
Source: RefSeq, a predicted model, not a curated record